Messenger RNA from Microbotryum saponariae, 2875 nucleotides. The record is from the annotation of a GenBank genome assembly. NCBI's taxonomy places the organism in Eukaryota, Fungi, Basidiomycota, Microbotryomycetes, Microbotryales, Microbotryaceae.
AUGUCCUCGUCCCCGCCGUCUGCGCAGACCGACCACAGCGGCCAUGCACUUGCACCACACCACGAGUCGUCUGUGAACAACAAAGGACCCAUUCAUCUUCCAUCACACCCGCAGCCAUACCCGCAUCAACACCCGCAGCAUUGGCCGACCGACCACCACGGCGCUCGUCCCGGCUUGCCAAACGCCCAGCACUCGUCGCGAGGCCCACCCGUACCUCAGUCCAGCAACGACACCAGGACCCAGCUCUUUGUCUCCAACUUGCCCUUCAAGGUCAGGUGGCAGGAUCUCAAGGACUUGUGUCGCAAGGUCGGAACCGUCUUGAGGGCCGACGUUGCCUUGUCCCCGACGGAUGGGUAGGUCCUCUCCUCGCACUCCUUACAAGAGCCGCUUCCUUCGAUUGAUGAGUCAUACUCAUCUCACCCCACAGACGAAGUAGAGGGUUCGGUGUAGUACUCUUUGCCCGGAACGAGGAUGCCCUCAAGGCGAUCGAGGUCUACCACGGCUACACCUGGCAGACCCGGGUGCUCGACGUGCGAGUCGACACCGUCGAUCCUCGAGGCGAAAUCGCCCUCGCCGAAGCGAACCGACAGAACGCCUUGCAACAACAAGCUUCGCAUUACCAGAUGGUGCAGCAACAGCAGCAGCAGGCUGCGGCGCAAAUGGGGGGCUACGGGUGGCCGUACGCCGGUGCGCCGAUGCCGUACGGUGCCCCACCUCCCCCACCCAUCAUGAUGCCCUACAACUCGUACCCUAACGCACCACCCCAAAGCGGCCACCCACCGUCGAAUGCAUCGAACGCUGGUUCCAGCUCAUCGAUCGGAUCGCCAGCACCCUCGAGUGUUACGUCCACCACCACCGCUCCUUCGAGCGUGGAAGUGAUCGGCUCAUCACCCGAACUGAGAGGAGGCGCCCGAACGCCUCGGCCCUCCACGACUGCAAUCCCAGGAGCCGCGAACGGCCGCUUGGACUGGAGCGAUGUGCGGCCGGACAUCAGUGGUCGCAAUGACAGUGGGCAGGGUCGGGGCGGGCAUCCGAAUGGAUCGGCGAACGGUCGGGAUCGGCCCAAUCAGCAGUUCAAAGGACCGGUACCCUACAACGGGCAACACGCCCCACCUCCGCCGCCAAUGCCUUCAAUGAUGAUGAUGAUGAUGCCCGUGGCAGGUCAUAUGCCACCACCAUAUGUGAGCAGAAAGGACAGCAUUCGUCGGCGUGUGCACGUGAGCUGCACUGACGCGCUGAAAGUCUUCUUGAACGGUCACAGGGUCAACGACCACCUGGGCCGUCACCCUUUAACGGUCGACAAUUGUUCAUCGGAAAUUUGCCGUUCAAUGUUCAAUGGCAAGACUUGAAGGAUCUGAUGCGAGGCGCAGGAGGAUCGAUCUCGCGCGCCGACAUCGCUCAAGGGCCCGAUGGACGGAGUAGGGGGUUCGGUUCGGUCGUGUUUGCGAAUGCGGCCGAUGCGGAGAGGGCGGUGCAGAUGUUCAACGGCUACGAGUUCAACGGUCGGACGCUCAAAGUUCACUUUGAUAAGUACGUCGGCCCAGGCGGUCCCGGAGGUCCGGGUGGUCCUGGGGGUCCGCCGUCGAUGUACGGACCGCCUCCGGUUGGAUGGGCACCCCAACCGGGCCCGCCCGCGCAGUUCGGUGGCCCUAUGGACCAGUCGCGAGGUCACCCGCAGCACCCACAUCCAUACCAGCAACAACCUACGCGCGAGAUGGUCUCGGUCACAUUGCAGGAUCGACAACCUCUGGCGCUACACGAGCUGAGUGAGGAGGUACGCGAGGCCCACAGAGCGGAACUCGAAGGUGCCGAGACAUCCCUGCACCCUUUGGCAGCCUCGGUCAACUCGUCCGUCUCUUCGACAUCCGAACAAGAGCGGCGUGAAGGGAGACAGGGUGGUGGUGGGUUAGAGAUCAACACGGACGUCGUUAGUGGUGUGGGCGCCGGAGGUCGAGCCCCAGUCCCUCGACCGGAACGCAUCACCAUGCCGCCACCUUCGUAUCCCUUCGGUCCCGCAGGUGGGCCACUUUCACCCGGCACACCGUAUUCGCCCAUGGUCGGUCGUCUACCUCCUAUGACCCCUUCGAUGCCGGCGUUCACCUUCGGCGCUUUCCCUCAAACCCCGCCUUUGCACCCAGCCUCCUUCUUCUCGCCCGGGGUUGGACCGUUUUCGCCUCAAAUGGGUUCACCCUUCUUCCCGACCUAUGGGAUCAACGCCGCACCAGGUGCACCCGUUAAUCACAACGACAACCCCAUGCUCCCUCCCGUCAACCACAACACCGACCCGUCUAGCUUCGAAUACCCCAUCGGUUCAACGAUCUCGAACGAUGCCAAAACACCAGAAGCGACUUCGAAUGAGGCGCCCGAAGAUUCGAACAAGACGCCUCCUGCAAAUGGUCAAAUAGCGUCGGGGACCGUGGCCGGAACAGAGCAGAGUUACUUUGCUUCGAAAUUGGCCAUCGCCGAUGAGCCAACGCCCUCGUCGGAUGCCGCGACGUCGGCCACCUCUUCUCUAGACGCGUCCCUGGCCGCUCUUCGAUUGUCAAACGCCGCAAAUCGGAGCUCACCCCCUCCUCAACCGGACGGAUGGGCCUCAGGGCCUUCACCACCCAGUCCACCUCUCGCAACGACGACAGAACAUGCCGACAUGGCCGCUUUGUUACACCCUUCCAAUGCAUUAAGGAGGAAGUCGUUCGUCCCUGGUGUGAGUCAAGGUAAUCAAAGAGGACAGGAAGCGUUCGAUAUUAGGAGGAGGUUCGAAGGGGAUGGAUUUGGUGGAGGUGCAAGUGGAGGGAUGGAAGCGGCGGGGAGGAGGGCGAGCUCGGGGGAGGAGGGGCAGAGGAGACCCAAGUUUGGUCAGAGCAUUUGGGGUUGA